Cooperia oncophora is the source of this 216-nucleotide messenger RNA. Lineage: Eukaryota; Metazoa; Nematoda; Chromadorea; Rhabditida; Trichostrongylidae. The record is from the annotation of a GenBank genome assembly.
AUGAUCGGACUACCGUAUCCUAACAAGAAUAGCGUUGAACUCAAAGAGAAAAUGAAGCCUCGCUCUAGCAAAUCGAAUAUGGUUUCAAUAACAUAUCAACGGCAGGAUGUCAUAACAAAACUACCCGGCUGGAUUACUAAACGACUCAAAUGUCCGAAUUCGUUUUCUGAAGCGGUAACACUGACUAAAACUUUCUUCCAAGAGAAAGGAAGCUAA